Lingula anatina is the source of this 2814-nucleotide messenger RNA. Its product is annotated as dynein light chain 1, cytoplasmic. The record is from RefSeq and is a predicted model, not a curated record. Lineage: Eukaryota; Metazoa; Brachiopoda; Lingulata; Lingulida; Lingulidae. Gene Ontology annotation, cellular component: cytoplasmic dynein complex. Gene Ontology annotation, biological process: microtubule-based process. Gene Ontology annotation, molecular function: dynein intermediate chain binding.
GAAUAAAACGUGGUCAAAAGAGUGGCGGACCUGCUGAGUUCUUACUACGGCGGACUCACAAGGAAAGUUUAAGAGCUUAUUCAAGCACCUGCAGAAAUAAUCUGAAGCACCACUUAUCUUGUAAGUAAUACAUAAAGUGACAGAAGCAUACACAAAGAACAAGACGUCAGCAUGACAGUGGCUAGAGCUAGGGGGGAGUGCAAGCCUCUACCAGGAUGGCUGAGAUUCUGCUUCUAUGGGAUGCAUGGUUUCCUGGAUGAAAUCGUCUUCACCUCCCUCUUUGACUUUUACCACACCAAGGACUGGUCCCUGAAGGGUCACUCGUCCAUCUACUCCUUUUUCAUCUACGGCCUGUGCAGCUUCCUGGUGGAACAUCUGUACAAGUGGCUCUACUACAAACACGGAGUGCCAAGGUACGUGCGCAUCCCCAUAUACAUUGCCAUAACGUACUCGUGGGAGUUCACCACCGGUUUCAUUUUACGCCAGUUCGACGCAUGCCCGUGGGAUUACACACAUUAUGAUUACGAUUUCAUGGGUCUGAUCACCUUGGAAUACGCUCCAGGCUGGUUGCUGCUGGCUUACUGGCAGGAUGUGGUCGCAGAGUUUCUUAUUAAUUUACGCAUUUCAUGCACGUGUUUCCCUGCUGGCGAUGUGGCCUCUGCAGAAGAAAUGUCUGGGGAAAUUGAGCCUGAGGAUAAGCCACAAAAAAGAUUGAAAUCUCAUAUUAAAUCCAGUGUAAAAUCCUCUGGCUAGACAUUGGAACCAGUAUUACAAUGUUCUUCUUGUUGGGCCCAGUGAAAUUUUAUCACUUUAAAUUAUCUAUUUACAUUUUAAACUUGUUGAUUUAAUGUUGUACACAUAUUUAUUAAUUAUCUUUCCAUAAAGUUUACAACAGGUUUAUGUCUAUUUAGUGUUUGUCUGUUUUCUUUCAAUAUACAGGGAUGCCAUAUUCAUCAAUGAGUGUAGUCCACAAUUUUAAAGAUCACUGGAAUUGCUGUAGUAGUAAUUAUAAUUAGACAUAAUAUUUUCUCUGUAUUUCAGCCUGUCUGUUUAUAUAGUUUUUUGUCAGUUUAUUUUUUCGUAUAUUAUGUAUCAGUUGUGCAGAAAAAACAAGCCAGAAAUAUGGAAUUCAUAAUUUUUAAGGUAUUUGGUGGAAGGACUUAAUUGGAACUGUUUGAGACAUCCUAAAAUUGUAGUGAUAUGUUAGAAAAAAAUCUGUUAAAAUAUCGGGUCCAGCAAUGUUGUAUGGUGUGGAAUGUGCAGUCAGUAGUUGAUUGGUUUUCAGUACUGUUACACACAGUCAGAAUUUUAAUCAUGUUUUUUAUGUGCCAUCUUUGACUUAAAGAAAAAGAAUUUGGUAAUUUUGCAUAAUAAAAAUAUGUCAUCCAUUAACAUUCAUUCAUAAUAUUUGGUUUAGCAAGUAGCUACUGAAAUUGUGCCAAAUCAAAAUGUUGAGUUAUAACAGUGUGCCUAAAUGAAUGUUUUGAUUCAACCAGUUGUUUUAAACUAAGAUGAAGGUGGAAUUGAAUGUGACUCUCAUACUGGGUCUUUUGUAAUGAAAUGAAGGUCAUAGCGAUCUUAAGUCACAAGGCAUUCUUCUGAAUAAGCAAAACUGAUGUUCAUAAUGUCACACAGACAACUCAACAUGAGUGGUGACAUAAGUGAAAACUUGACCUCAGUUUACCCUAAAAAGGUAAAAAAUUGUGACCUCUUUUUCAAAACAUGAAACAUUUUUUUAAUCAAUCCCAUUUCAUUCUUUAACUUGGUUUUAUGCAUGUGUUUGUGUGUGUGUUUUCUUUUAUGUGUGUUGUGUGUGUGUGUAUAUGUCUAUAUUAUAAAAUUUGAAGCUUUUUGAAAGCUGAUAAAUCUUAAAUUACAGUGUCAUACCCUAUAUAUUACUGUGUAAUAAUAUCAGUGUUGAUUUACUACUUGUAAUUUUUAUACACUGAAAAACAGAUAGACCCCCUUUGUAAUCAGAUUCAAUGGCAAUAUAAGGAAUAGGCAUAACAUACUUAGUAGUAAGAAUGAUCGUAAAUUGUUAAACUUAACAAGUAGUUGUAAGUUUACCAUUAAUGGAGUCUUUUAAGGAAAACUUCAGUAGACUUAAUUAUUUCUCAUGGUGAUAUUUCUUUUUUUAUUCAAUACAAUGAAAAUCUCAUUCCAUAAAGUUACCUGUAUACGUUUUCACAUUUUUUUGUAUUUUUUUUCUCAAUUUAUUUUACAUAUAUUUAGAGUUAUAUUUCCUCAAGGUACAUAUCCCUUAGUGGUUUCUUUAAAAUAAAAACAUUUCAUUGGAUGAAUAUUAACUGAUUUUUAAUUGUAUGCAUAUAUUUAAUAUAUUUAAUUGUAUGCAUAAAUUGUUAUCAUCAUGUUUUUUUGAAAAAAGCAUUUUACUCUGCAGGAUUAUUGAAUUUCAUAAUGCUUGACAUGUGAUAAGACCUCGAGUCUACUUAAUUAGUAUUUAAAGCUGUCAUAAUAAGAAAGGCUCUUAGCGUCAGGGUGAUAUAGCAUGUAAGUUACACCUCACUUUUUUCUGCUACUGUAAUAUGACAUUGUGCUGUAGAUAAUGUGCACUAUAUGCAGCAGAUGAAUGCUUUGUAUUUGACAGUCAAGUGUGGUGCACAUGUGCUAAAACUCUGCACAGUUUCAAAAUAUGGUCUUCAGGCAAGGUGCACAACUACAAUAGAUUUUUUUUUUUUGGAAAGCCUACCAGUCCAAUGUCACUUAUAAUUUUGAAUUUUCAUAUACAUCUACGAGAAGAACAAUUUAAUAAAUUACAUUUGUCAGUUAGGUGUAGACUGACAUGAAAUGUCA